AUCUUUGCGAAAAAGAAAUCCACCCUGUGUGAUUCCAGCCUUGACUCCCCUGUUUCUGAAUGUCCAGGACACUGCUAAUAAUCCAGUAUCACCCUCGUGUUUGUCUCAGUCAUUUUCAGUCCUCCCAUCCACCCCUAAAGACUACACACAAGUGCAAUGAAUUGUAUUCUCUCACUGAACAAAUCACAGUCAUGAGAUGGUAGCUGCUUUGCAUGUGGAGCAGGCAGGCUGCCUGAGUGUGUCUGCCUUUGUCAGUCCAAUUCUCUCACUUGUGCUAAAUCUCUGAAGCCAAAGACGGAAUACACACAUAUAUAUAUAUUUUAUUUUUCUCCUACAACUGCAGGAUGGCUUUUGCUGCAUCUGUAUUUCCUUCUUCCCAAGCCCCAGGGAGCUCCUGAUCUCUAUGUCUGGGAUUCCACUCCACAGCUUUGCUAAGGACCAGUUGAUAGCAUCAAUGAGGACUGAAUCUAAGCAUCUAGUCUCCAGCAGGUGAAUGGGACUGGGAGAAGCCGAUUCCAGUGGAGAACACAUACAGGGAAGCUUUUUUUGUGGUUAGGAGGACAAAUAUCAUCUAACAUUUGAUUUCAGCUGCUCGGGCUUGGGGAUAGUCUGCUAACAUGUGCAGUGCAGAGGCAUUCAACUGUGACUGUCUUGGGCUAUCACUGGAAUCUUAAAAAACCAAGAAGGAAGUCCCAGGGAAUCCCAUAUUAACUUAACUUCAGGGGGAUUUUGUUUCUAACAAUGACACAUUACUGGCUCUCUUUUAGGAGUAUGGUUUUACAAUAUUGGGCAGUUUUGCUGUGCUACAUCCUCUGGCUUCAGGACUGUCAAGGAAUGCCACAUGUUAUCCGAAUAGGAGGCAUCUUUGAGUUUCUGGAAGGACCCACUGGGCAGAUUGUCAGUGCAGAAGAACAAGCCUUUAGAUUUGCAGCAAAUAUCAUCAACAGAAAUCGAACAUUAUUACCAAACACAACACUGACCUACGAUAUUCAGAGGAUCAAUCUCUAUGACAGUUUUGAAGCCAACAGAAAAGCCUGUGACCAGUUAGCCCUUGGAGUUGUCGCCAUCUUUGGUCCAUCACACAGUUCUUCGUCCAACGCUGUCCAGUCUAUCUGCAACGCACUGGAAGUGCCUCACAUUCAGGUCCGAUGGAAGCAUCACCCUCUAGAUAACAGAGACUCCUUCUAUGUAAACUUGUACCCAGACUAUGCCUCGCUUAGCCAUGCAAUUCUGGAUCUUGUACAAUUUCUGAAGUGGAGAUCAGCCACAGUGGUCUAUGAUGACAGCACAGGUCUCAUUCGUUUGCAAGAACUCAUUAUGGCACCUGCCAGAUAUAACAUCCGGUUAAAAAUUCGCCAGCUCCCUCCAGAAUCGGAAGAUGCCCGACCCCUCCUUAAAGAGAUGAAGAGAGGAAGAGAAUUCCGCAUUAUCUUUGACUGCAGUCACGUCAUGGCAGCACAAAUUCUCAGGCAGGCUAUGGCGAUGGGAAUGAUGACAGAAUAUUAUCAUUACAUCUUUACCACACUGGACCUCUAUGCAUUGGACCUGGAUCCGUAUCGUUACUCUGGAGUGAAUCUAACCGGUUUCCGAAUCCUAAAUGUGGAAAACCCUUAUGUGAGCACCAUAGUAGAUAAGUGGUCAAUGGAACGUCUUCAAGCCCCACCCAAGCCUGAGACUGGUCUUCUGGAUGGAGUAAUGACGACAGAUGCUGCUCUGACAUACGACGCGGUUCAUAUUGUAUCUGUUUGCUAUCAGAGAGCACCCCAGAUGACCGUCAACUCAUUGCAGUGCCAUCGACAUAAAGCUUGGAGGUUUGGAAACCGCUUUAUGAACUUCAUCAAAGAGGCCCAGUGGGAAGGGCUGACCGGACGAAUUGUCUUCAACAAAACCAGCGGGCUUCGAACUGAUUUUGAUCUUGAUAUCAUAAGUCUCAAGGAAGAUGGCUUAGAAAAGGUGGGAACGUGGAACCCAACUGAUGGGUUAAACAUCACAGAAGUUGCUAAAGGACGAGGACCAAAUAUUAGCGAGUCAUUGACAAACCGUACACUCAUUGUUACCACAGUGCUGGAAGAACCUUAUGUUAUGUUUAAAAAGUCAGAUACACCACUUUUUGGCAAGGAUCGGUUUGAAGGCUUUUGCAUCGAUCUUUUAAAGAAGAUUUCAGAAAUCCUUGGAUUUGAAUACGAUAUACGUUUAGUUGAAGAUGGCAGAUACGGAUCGCAAGAUGAAAAAGGACAAUGGAAUGGUCUAGUUAAGGAGCUCAUUGACCAUAAAGCUGACCUGGCAGUGGCUCCACUUACCAUCACCCAUAUCCGAGAAAAAGUAAUUGAUUUUUCCAAACCAUUCAUGAAUCUGGGGAUUAGCAUACUAUAUCGGAAAGCCAAUGGGACCAGUCCCAGUGUCUUCUCUUUUCUGAAUCCUCUGUCUCCUGACAUCUGGAUGUACAUUCUACUCGCUUACCUUGGUGUGAGCUGUGUCCUGUUUGUCAUAGCAAGGUUUAGUCCUUAUGAAUGGUACGAUGCUCAUCCGUGUAACCCAGGAACUGAUGUUGUGGAGAACAACUUCACCCUGCUUAACAGUUUUUGGUUCGCAGUUGGUGCAUUAAUGCAGCAAGGAUCUGAACUAAUGCCGAAAGCCUUGUCUACAAGAAUUAUUGGUGGCAUCUGGUGGUUUUUUACUCUUAUCAUAAUAUCAUCUUACACUGCAAACCUUGCUGCCUUCCUCACGGUGGAAAGGAUGGAAUCUGCCAUUGACUCAGCAGAUGACCUGGCAAGACAGACAAAGAUAGAAUAUGGAGCUGUCCUUGAUGGAGCGACAAUGAAUUUUUUCAAGAAAUCGCACAUUUCGACCUUUGAGAAGAUGUGGGCGUUCAUGAGCAGCAAGCCAUCGUCGCUUGUUAAGAGUAAUGAGGAAGGCAUCCAGCGAGUCCUCUCUUCCGACUACGCUCUGCUAAUGGAAUCAACAGCUAUUGAAUACAUAACUCAGAGGAACUGCAAUCUAACGCAGAUUGGAGGACUCAUCGACUCAAAGGGUUACGGAAUUGGGACACCCAUGGGAUCUCCAUAUCGAGACAGGAUAAGUAUUGCUAUUCUACAGCUUCAAGAAGCUGAUGAAAUCCAUAAAAUGAAAGAGAGGUGGUGGAGAGAAGGAGGCUGCCCAGAGGAAAAAAAUAAGGAAGCCAGUGCCCUGGGCAUCCAAAACAUGGGAGGCAUCUUUAUUGUAUUGGCAGCAGGUCUGAUUCUUUCUGUAGUAGUAGCAGUGGCAGAGUUUAUAUAUAAACUCAGGAAGACGGCAGAGCGGGAGCAGCGUUCCUUUUGCAGCACAAUGGCGGAUGAGAUCCGAUUAUCUCUCACCUGCCAGCGGCGUGUCAAACAUAAACCCCAGCCACCUGUCAUGGUCAAGAGUGACGCCGUAAUUAACAUGCACACUUUUAAUGACAGAAGACUGCCUGGAAAGGAUAACAUGACCUGCAAUACUGGAUUAACCCCAGUAUUUCCAUAGAACAAUAAUAAGUGUGCACAAUACUCCUGAUAUCAGUCCUUGAUCAAUAACUUUCAUGCCCGUCACCAAUAUUGACUUAUAAAGAAGCCGAGGGCAUCAGACAUCCUUAUACUCUACAGCCAGAAGUCUCUUGUUUACAAACAAAACUUACAGAGGCAUUUUAUCGCCAAGUUUAUUUCACCCUCAGUGGACAUUGAGAAGCCACAAAGACUUUGUGGCAUUAUUGAGCAUGGCAAUAAAAAUGAAAAUGACUUAAUCGUUGCUGGGAGCUUUGACUCAGAAGAAGGGAGAUCAAUUCUGUCUUGUUGUACACAGCACACUUGCUACACAUGUAUGGUCUGCCAAACUGCUCAGUGGGAACUCAUACCUCAAUAAUGUGCCUAUGAGGAGUUUGCAAAAGGCGCAGACUUUAAGUUAUGUCUGAAUCAGACAGCUAAUGGGUCCUUUAACGCAGCUGAAACAUGAAGAUUACUACUUCAGAACUAAUGCCGAUCUAGAAGAACAUACCUAAGCUGAGGAAAGGGAAUUACACGACACCACCUUAUUACUUAUGUGCUUUCCUUUGCACAGUUCAACGAGACUCUUAGCAUGAACCUUCAACUUGCAAGGAAAAACAUAUCACACAGUAAUAUCAUUCUGUAUACAUUUAUUUUAACCAUACGUCUUUAUUGCAGUGAUUCUUUAUAAAGCUACCACAAGUCUCAAAAUAUCCCACAGGACCAUAUUGCCAACCCAGAAAACCAACUAACCAAAGAUAUGGUUUUAUCUGUUAUCACAGUGUGAUUCGUUAGAGCAAAAUUUAUUACAUAAGUUAAAAAGGGAAAAAAUGCAUUUUGUCCUAUACACAAAAGAUGAAUGGUUAUGAGCGGUAGCUAUGGUGCUCUGUGUAGGAUGACACUUUGGGAUUUGUGCAUAAAAAAAUGUAAUGGUAGUUACCCAGCUUUCAUAACUGUGUACGUAUUGCCACCUUCAUGCUUCUCAAUGGUAAAGACACACUGUUAAAUAUAUAGUUUUGCAAAACAUAUACAUAUCUUGGUGCAAUUUUUCAUUUUAUUUUUGUUUUUUUGUGGGGGAGGGCUGUUAAUAUUGCACCAAACCCAUGUCAAAUGUGUAAAGUAAUGUAAUGAAACAAAAAUACAUGUUUUUCUUCUCUUUUUGUUAACUUCAUUGUAUUCUGUCUUAUUCCAUAACUACCGUAUAUAAGACCUUUAUGGGUAAAUGACAACAUUAUGACCUACAGUAUAAACAAACAGAAUGGAGGAACAUUCAAAAGUAAGCAUUUUAAACAAAGUUCCAUAGCAGGAAGAGAUCUCCAGGAUACGUGCAUUUUCACAAUCAAUUUUCAAUGUUCUGGAGCAAUUUAGCAAAAAUUACAUCCAUCUAUUUUCUGUAAACAGCUCCUUUGGAGACCUGUACUAUGGCCCUGAUUUACUAAAAGUAGUGGGUUUUUAUUAGUGUGAAAUGUGGUUGUCUGACUUGCAGGAUUUCACUGUAUUUGUGUGCAUUUAACAGUAAGUAGGUUGGGUUGUGAGAACACAUUCUUCUUUCAGUCCAGCUGCCACACCCCCUUUCAAAUCAGCCACACCCCUUUUCAGAUGUGCUGGUUUAUUUUGGCACAGUAAGCCACAAAUUCUAACAACCUGACAAAAGUAGUUCAGUUUGACAAAAGUAAAUCAGGGUUUGUAUGUCUCCAUAAGAUCUUGUAGUCAUAUGAUACGCUAUCUCUUGGUUUUACUUGGAAGACUGUCAAAAUACCACAGAGUUUGUAUUCUGUAAUGAGACAGAAAGGUUUACAUAGAGUGUACAGUUUAUACUGAUUGUAGGAUAUCUAUUAUCAUGAUUACUAUCAAAUUUUCUCAUAUAGCUGUUUUGGAAAAAUUAAAAUAGUGCUUUAAUGUGACUCAUAUCCAGCAUUUGUCAAGAUGGAAUGGAAGAUGGACUAACCAUUAAGUAACCGGACUCAUAUUAAGACCUUCUAAUCUCCAGAAGUAAGAACUCCGGGGUAAGGAUAAAUAGCUGCUCUGCUUCCCGUUUUUUUUUUCUUUUUUAAAUAAAAGUCUUAUUAUUUUUUUACAUAAUAUAUAUAGUAGGAAUAUGAAAGCAAGUCUGGAAAGAAUACAAAACCCUCAGCAGGAAGGCACAGUAAACUGGAGCAAAUACUGUAAAAUAAAAAAAUCAAGGGAAAGGAGGAGAACCUCCUAUAGUAUGAGAUGAGACCUGCUCCCUGUCUUACCACACGGCUCCGCUUUCAUGUUAAUCACCUGAAUCCGGUUCCUUGUGACCACCAGCUUCCCACAGGUUUGUGUGUGAAGUGGAAGUCACCUUUUCUGUUUAAGCCUAUGAGACAUUCAUAGACUUACAUAGAGAAAGUGUAAAACCCCUGUAGGAAGCAGGUGGUCCCAAGGCAGCGUGCCAUGAGAUCAGAUUUGCGCGGUGAGAUGGAGAGCAAAGUAGCUGUUUAGCCUAACCCUGCUAAUGGCCCUGAUAAAAUAAUAUUUUUCCCCGGAGAUUCCCUUUCAGCUUCUGAUCUAGAGUUUUAAAAGCAUAAAUGGCCUAAAACGUUACAUUUACUCCAUGUCAAUUUUAGUCUUGUCAGUGUUAAGAUUGCUCUCAUACUUUUUGGUUCCUAGUUGUUAUCCAGGAAUGCCUUUGAAGGAACACAAAACUUCAAAAUGAAUAGGGUUAAAAAGGGAACACUCUUGCCCACAAUGUAAGUCAGUCUGCAGAAUUUUAUUGAACUAGCCUCCUAAAAAUAAUGCAGAGAACAAAGGGAUUGAUUUUCUGCUUAUAGGGUGUGUUCACACUGUGGAAUCUCCGCUUGCUGAAUUCAGCGAGCUGAGAUUCCGCCUGGCGGCCGCCGCAGUAGAUAAUUUGGCUCUAGGGCCGCGGGGCACUGAGCCAUCACCAUUGACGGCUAUGCAUUGCUCGCGGAAUCUGUGCAAAGUUCUUUGCGCGGAACAAUUUCGGCGGCGGAAUUGUCCGCCGCGGAAAUUCCGCAGUGUGAACGGGUCUCGCGGAGACCCAUUCACACUAAUGUUAAGUUCACACUGUGGAAUUCCGCUCUCGGAAUUCCACGGGAAUUCCGUAGUGUGAACGCACCUUAUCAGUUCUGUUUUUGGCUGCUGAAAGUUUUUUUCAAUAUUUGAAGGACAUUCAAAAACUGACUAGUUUUAACAGUUUAUCCAGCUGUUUGAAAAGCUGCCACAUCUUAUACUAUGUCUACUCUUUAUUUGGUGGUAAAGUUAAAAAGUUAAAGCAUGUUUUUUUUUUUUUUUGUUUUUUUUUUGGUACAUACUAUAAAAAAAUUUGUGGUAAAUUCUAAAAGUGAAAGCAUGUUUUUUUUGGUACAUACUAUAAACAAUUUUGUGUGCGUUGAGCCUUGCCCAUUUUCCAAGGCCACAGUCCUGAAUAAACCAAACUGGUGCAAAAUACACAUAAAAAUGGCAAAUUCAGUUUUGAAUAUCCUCCCCAAUGUGUCCUCAUGUAGACUGAACAGGGAUGGAGCUCUGGAGUGGGAAAGAAAGGAACAUGUCUGAUCUCUUGGAACAUUAUUUCUAUAUUUCUCAGUAUCUACUGCAAUUUUGAUGCAAAUUUUAAGUAAAUGGAAAAGACAGGAUAAAGGAAAAUGUGCAAGGAUAUUUUUUCAAAAGUUUAG
This is a messenger RNA of Hyla sarda, 7156 nucleotides long. It is a transcript of the gene GRIK3, whose product is annotated as glutamate ionotropic receptor kainate type subunit 3. Bases 742 to 3501 code for a protein of 919 amino acids. Lineage: Eukaryota; Metazoa; Chordata; Amphibia; Anura; Hylidae. The record is from RefSeq and is a predicted model, not a curated record. Gene Ontology annotation, molecular function: transmitter-gated monoatomic ion channel activity involved in regulation of postsynaptic membrane potential; kainate selective glutamate receptor activity. The transcript is spliced from 16 exons. Gene Ontology annotation, biological process: modulation of chemical synaptic transmission; synaptic transmission, glutamatergic; monoatomic ion transport. Gene Ontology annotation, cellular component: presynaptic membrane; plasma membrane; postsynaptic membrane.